UGGAGCUUUUGCGCGGCGGCAGUUUCAACAGCUGAUCGUUGCGUCAAUCAACGAGUGCGAGGUUAUGCGGCACUCAAACGUAAACAUUUUUGUUUGAAAAAUAAAUAAAACGUUCUAUUUUCAAAUUUGGAAUUUUUGUUAGUUGAUUUAUAAUAACAAAACGAACAUGGAAGAUCUUAUGCAAAUUGAUCUCUACGCAUUAAUCGGGACAGUCGCGGAAGCGUCGACAAAAGAGAUCAAAACUGCAUACAGAAAAAAAGCCCUAUCAUGCCAUCCGGACAAAAAUCCAGAUAACCCAAAGGCAGCUGAAUUGUUUCAUCAAUUGUCAAGGGCUUUGGAAAUAUUAACGGACGAUUCUGCCAGGGCAGCAUAUGACAAAGUUCUCAAAGCUCGCCACCAAGCAAAACUUAGAGCCACACAGUACGAUACCAAGCGCAAAAAGUUGAAGGAUGAUUUGGAAGCACGCGAAGAAGCUUAUAGGCAGUCCCAGAAUCCUAAUUUCAGUUCAAAAAGUGAUGAGCAGAAACUCAAAGCUGAAAUUGAAAGGUUGCAAAAGGAGGGUUCGAAGCAAGUAGAGGAAGAAGUUGCCUUUGUUCGACAACAAAUUUACGAACAGUUGUACGGCUCGAAAAAUCGUGGAAAUAAAAAUUCUGCAGGUAAUACUAGAAUCAAAAUCAAAUGGAAGGCUGCGAAAGAUGAUCCAGCGAAUGGUGGUUAUGAUUACGAUACUCUGCACCGAAUACUCUCAAAGCACGGUGACAUCGCUGUACUUGUGAUUUCGACAACGAAAAAAGGCAGCGCCCUCGUUGAGUACAAAGAUGCGGAUGCAGCGGAAACGGCAGCCCAAAUCGAAUUAGGACUUUCGCACAAUCCUCUGACCCUCCAAGGAUUAUGGGAAUCCGAAAAAACGUCUACGAAAUCAAAAAUAAAUUUUUCGAACGCACCUCGCGGUACAGGAUUGUUCCCCUCGAUGGAACCUACGCUGAAUACACGGACCACCACUUUUCCAGGGUGCUCUUCAGCGCCGAACAUUUUUGCAACCCAGAGUAGAGUAUCCGAUGCCGAAUUCGAAAAUGCCGUUCUGCAAAAUAUGAGACGAGCCGAAGAACGAAAAAGAUUGAUUGAAAAACUCGAGGCCGAAGAAACCAGUUGACGAAUCGAAAAAAUGUUCCAUCAGCGAUCGAGUUUUGCUCUGGGUUAAGUCAAAGAUAAAUUCGUAUAGUCUUUUUUUUUUUUUAAUAACAAAGCGCUUUAUUUGUAGUCCCUUGACUAAAAAUGCUUAUUCAAAUGCAAUGAAAAAGAAGCUCCAGUAA
Venturia canescens is the source of this 1313-nucleotide messenger RNA. RefSeq names its product dnaJ homolog subfamily C member 17. Gene Ontology annotation, molecular function: nucleic acid binding. NCBI's taxonomy places the organism in Eukaryota, Metazoa, Arthropoda, Insecta, Hymenoptera, Ichneumonidae. The record is from RefSeq and is a predicted model, not a curated record. Gene Ontology annotation, cellular component: spliceosomal complex. Bases 167 to 1153 code for a protein of 328 amino acids. The transcript is spliced from 8 exons. Gene Ontology annotation, biological process: spliceosomal complex disassembly.